AUGAAGUAUAGCGAAACAAUUCCAUCGCAACCAGUACCUCAAUGGGCUCUAUAUAAUGUCGAUUACGAUGAGCUCAAAACUCUGAUCAAAUCACACACCGUUAUGAACCACAACCAGACCAAUGCUAUUAUCAUUCCAGGACAGAAAGAUUCCUCUCUUUCGCAAUUUGAGGAUCUACUAUACAAUGAAUUAUCAUGUCAACAUGAGCGGGUGGAUAUAUUUGUCAGAAGCAAGGCAGAUGAGUUAGAUCGUCGACUAAAACAUCUCCAAAUGCAAGUGUCGAUGCUACUGUCAAAACUCCAUCGUCCCGGCAAAAAAGGUAACUCUGUAUCCUUGCGACGAGGUAGCAAGUUUGCCAAAUGUGACACUCAAAUUGAAAGAUGCGGUGAGGAUAUUCGAUGUCUACAAGGAUUUAUCGCUGCCCAAUACAUAGCAUUUCGUAAGAUCUUGGGGAAAUAUCAUAAGUGGACAGGUUCAGAAAUACUAAGUGAAAGGUUUUCUAAUGACGUUCUUGGCAGCCCGAAAAGUUUUAUUCGGCAGGAUCUAAGUGCACUAGCAUCCCAGUAUACUGAUCUUCUAUCAAAUCUUCGAUCAGCUGCCCCAAUCAUCAGUAAAGAUGAUAUUCAAGGAAGACCGCACUCGGACACACGACUAUCCAGUCCUAAGGCACAAGUUGAACUUGAAACUUCGUCAUUGCCAUACUGGAACGAGUAUGAUGAUGCGAGCGAAGCAGGCAAUGAACCGUAUAUAAUUUACAUUGAUUCCGAGUCGGAUUAUUUUCCAGGCGCGAAGACUUUAGCUCUGGCUCUCUCCAAAGCCACAAGACCCAUCGUUAAACUUAAAGAGUGGUUAAUCCCAUCCCAUUCAAAAACAGAGCGACAAAAUCUUCUCGAAAAUGAGUCCGAUAUCUAUGGUGAGCAGCAGAGUGUUGUCGAUACAGAAGUAGGUGAUGAUGGUAAUGUUCAACCCAAUUAUUCCGCAGAAAGCUUCAUCAAUUAUGCCACUUUUCCGAACACAGGAAGAUCAAAGAUACGUACGCAGCGGGAAAACCUGGCAUUUUACACAAUUAUAGGUUGUUUUGCGGCAUCCUUUAUUCUAUUCGUUGUAGCAGAGCUUUUAGCAAGCACAGGAAAGAAAAAACUUCGUACUGAAGUUGAUACAGGAGUUAUACUGGGUGUCUUUUCUAGCUUGUUAUUUGCGACAAUGGGUUUUUGCCUAUCGCAUUGUCAUUACGAGAAUGUUAGCUGGACUCACAAACUCGCCGUCACUGCUAUCUUUGCCCUUUGCUGUAUUUUGAACGGCUUUUUACUAAUACAAAUAUCUGAUUAG
Molecule: messenger RNA, 1329 nt
Organism: Blumeria graminis f. sp. triticale
Lineage: Eukaryota; Fungi; Ascomycota; Leotiomycetes; Helotiales; Erysiphaceae
Source: the annotation of a GenBank genome assembly